Messenger RNA from Spodoptera exigua (beet armyworm), 2551 nucleotides. NCBI's taxonomy places the organism in Eukaryota, Metazoa, Arthropoda, Insecta, Lepidoptera, Noctuidae. The record is from the annotation of a GenBank genome assembly.
UUGUGAUAAGUUUCAAUUUCAUGUUGGGUUGCAAAUAAGCCGCCAAAGUUAAACUUAAUCUUUGUUUUGUAAUGAAUUUGAUAUAAAAUGUCCAAAAGAUUUUAUCCACAAUCGCAUGGGGAACGCAAAAAAGCAAAGCUUGACAUAAGUAUAUCAGAUCACAACUUCCCAUUGAGUCAAAACAAUGAAUUCAAUCAAGUUACCAACAAUGAUGACAACUGGGGAGAUGACAAUGAUGACGAGAUCCUGCUGCUCGCUAGUCAGGCGUGCGAGCAAGCUUACAACAGCAAUGACAUCAGCCAGUUGCCAGACUACAGUAUGUGUAUGCAGCCUGGCUCAACAAGUACACAACUUAGUUUACACCCCACCCCAAGUACAUCUAAAAGCGAAUUCACGUUUAAAAAGCCAUCGUUCAACCAACCCACUGCUAUAUCAACCCACCUAAAAGAAAAAUGCCACAGAAUAUCUUCACCAUUACCUGGUAUCUCAUCAAAAGUUAUACCAAAGACAAAUGGACAAGUAGACAUGUCUGAUGAAUUAAUAUUUAGUGACAAAGUUUUCAAGAGUAAUGAUUCUGAUCAAGUGUACCGGCAACUACUGCAGAUGCAGGAAGAGAAUGCUAAACUAAAAUCUGAGAAUGGAAAGUUGUUGGAGAAAUGUGUGACAAAGGAAGGGGAGGCUUCUAUCCUGCGGACACAGCUAAAGAGUUGCCAGGCAGCUGUAGACAAUGCCAGGUUGGAGAAGAUCAAGGCUCAAGAGAAAGUACAGAUGGAAUGGAAUGAGAAACUCACAGCAGCUAAUAAACAAAUGCAUGAUUUGAGGACACAGUUAGAUUUUAAGAAUCUCGAAAUAAUAAGUGUAAAGGAGAAGUGCAAGAAACUGGAAUCAUCAAAAGUGAGACUGACUCAAGUUACUGUCAGUGGAAAUGAUAUAUCCCAAAGGCACUACAGUAACUUAACACAGAAUGAUAUGCUUGUGCAUCAUACCAAGAAAGUAAAAACCGCAUCCAAUGCUGUGCAGACUGAGGGAAAUGCUCACAUGCUGAAACUGAAUAAGACAUGUAAAUUAGAAUCCAAAAUGCAUACUUCAAUUCUUCCAUACAUAUUAGAACCUUCUACAACGCAGCAUCAUUCCAUUUUGGACUAUAACGAGAAACUCCAGAAGGCUACAGACCUGUCUCAGAAUAAGUGUAGGAUAUACAGUACAUUCCAUCGACUGCCUUCCACUCCUGUACUCAAGGAAACAGAGAAGACUAAGGUGGUGAUGAACAGCAUCUAUGAAGAUGUUGCUUGCGUGUUCACUGGGGAUGUUCAGAGUUUUGAAGAUAGAUACUUUAAUAUCUUCAGUUCAGUGAAAUCCGUCCUGUAUGAGACGCGCAGCCGUCUGGAGACUGUCUGCCAGCGCGUCACCACUGCUUUUCAGAAGGAAAUGGAUGAGAAAUACAUGGAGGUCACUGCCACAUACCAGUAUGUUGACAGGGAAGAGCUGUUGAGAGGCAGUCCACUCUUUAAAGAGGAGCAAGAGAUUCAGUCGAGAAGAAUAGUAGCCCUACUAUCAUAUGUUCUGGAAACUUCUGCGGGAGUGCACUGGUUCUUCAAACAUGAACGGUUGAGAGGUGAGACUGCAGAGAAGACAGGACAGUUUGUGGACAUUAUCUAUAGGAUAUGUUUGCUACUUGAUAAUGCUUCAUGUGCAACUCUAUACAGCGGGCUUCUAUUAGCAAUAACCAAUGUCUUACAAAUUCUAAUAUCGUCUGAUAUCAGCAAGACUAAAGUUUUGGAGAUUAUAAAGAUUAUACUGACAUCCAGACCACUUCCCUUUGUGGUGACCCAUGUACUAAGUUUAUUAAACACGGUGGCCUUAUGGGACGAUUUUAUGAAGACUUUCUGUCCUGGCAAUGGUACGGGGAAUUUGAAGACAGAUUAUGAUCAGGGUGUCCUGUUGUAUAAGAAAGACUCGUGUUUCAUCCAAGUGCUUCUAAAACAAAUAGAGAUGUGUCUCAAGUGUAUGGAGAGACAGAGACUGGCUGACAGGGUAGUGGAGACCACACAGAACCUGAUAAUACUGUAUAGUAAUGUUAGUGAUAAUACCAAUUGCAGCUUGCCAAGAGAGAAUUCUAGAUGCGACUGCCAGCUCGUCCUUAUACAAGUGAUAGUGUACUCUCUACGAAUAUGCGCUGUGAUGCUACAUAGCUUUAGAAAUAACUCUAUAGAAGAUAGCAGUGAGGAGCUAGUUUCUGUGUGUCGGUGUGGUAUACAGCUAUUGUACCAGUGCGCGGUCAGGGACGUGGAGUUCAGUGCUCAGCUCGCGCACAACGAGGGUCAUCUCAUCGAGUUCUGUGAACUCAUGAGAGGAGUCGACCAUAGUGAGGCAUACACAAAUAUGCUGUCAGAGCUCGCCAGUACCCUCCAGUCGACACCAGAAGAUAUGCCGCCAUCAUUCCAUAGACAACCAUGGCUGAAAAGCUUCGAAUCUUUCUCAUUGGUCGACUAACUUUAUUAUAAGUGAUUUCUUACGUCAAGUAAAAAUUAUAUUUUUAUAAUAAAAAAAA